This is a messenger RNA of Schistocerca piceifrons (Central American locust), 4253 nucleotides long. RefSeq lists its product as uncharacterized. The transcript is spliced from 2 exons. Lineage: Eukaryota; Metazoa; Arthropoda; Insecta; Orthoptera; Acrididae. Bases 1874 to 2986 code for a protein of 370 amino acids. The record is from RefSeq and is a predicted model, not a curated record.
GAUUUGCUAGUGGAAGCAACGUGUGUGAAAGAGCAUUGCUUUUUGCUGCGUUGUUUUUCGUACAACAAAAGUGGAGUUUAACUAAGUGCAUCAACAGAAUACGUGUGUAUAUGUGAAUGUGUGGUGGUGAUGCAUCCACAAUUUGUUAUAUUUACGGUGUUGUGUGCGAAACCUUGAUAAUUGUAAGCAAGAUCUGGAACUCUUGAAAUGCCACGUCGAUGUAGUGUGUUCGGCUGUCGGUCGAAUUAUGAUUCCGAAACAGAGAGAACGACUACAUUUUCUUUGCCAUCUGACGAGAGUCGACGUGCACUGUGGCUUCGAAAUAUCCCAACAGACUUAACCAAACUAAAACGGCCAAAUAUUUGUGUAAAACACUUUGAUGAAUCAUGUGUGAUUCGAGUGGACAUAAUUAUGGACAGAGGACAACUGAAAGAAUUUCCCAGAAUAAUCCCAAAACUCACCGAAAAUGCUGUGCCAACUAUUUUUCCAAACACUCCCUCAUACUGUUCUAAAUCAACUACAAAAGAGAGACGUCUUGCUGAUGUGGAAGACGAUAAUCUUAAAAAAGCUAUUCAAGACAGUAUUGAGUCAAACAACUUACACCUCCAACAAAAUUCACUUUCGUGUCUCAAUGAUAUUUCUGUAUUUCUAGAAGGCCAGAAAAUUUGCAGCAACAAGUGGUCUGUGAUUAGAGAUGAUGGAAAAUUGCAUAUCUGUCUUUUGGGAUUAGACAGGGGAAUACCUUGUGUUACUGCAUUCAUCACUGUUAAUAGUGAUUUGAGCUUUAGAGUAAAUGUUAGUGAAGGAAUUCAUUUUGCAAUUAAUGCAUCCAUCAAUGAUGUGAAGAAAUUAACUUCCAUAAACGUUUUAGAAAAUGUAAUGUCAAUGGUUGAGAAAGGGGAAAUUUUGCCUAGUGUUACAGAUAAAAUAAACUGUGCUGUCAAUUGCUUGCAGACUAUCCCAAAUUAUGAUGAAAAUGCACAACUGAAAUUUAUUGUAGAACAACUCCAUGUAUCACAAAUCUCAAAAAACAACAGACACUAUGGCAACACCACCAUGAUAGUGGCAUGCUGCUUGUAUGUACAUUCUGUCAGUGCAUACAAUGCCUUGAGGAAAUGUGAUUUAAUGUUUUUAGCCCACCCACGAACCCUGCAGAAACUAAUUUGUAAUUACCAGCUAGUCACUUCAUCAGUUCAAACGAGUCCUUAUUUAGAAAACAGGGUGAAAUAUUUAGAAAAACAUGAGUUGUUAGUGUCUCUGUUGAUAGAUGAGAUUUAUGUGCAACCACAACUUUCAUUUAAAUCUGGCUCAAUACAUAAGAGUAGCUUUUUUCAUCCUGAGACGUGUGCCAAAACAGCACAGGUUUUUAUGGUCUCUUCCCUUUUAUCUAAAUAUGUUGAUGUUGUAGCAAUUAUACCAGUAGCUAAUAUGACAAGCGAAGAGCUGAAAUCUUUGAUCAGUAAUGUUCUGUGCAUGGUGGAAAGAGUGGGCUUCAAAGUUGUUAGUCUGAUAGCAGAUAACAACAGUGUAAACAGGAAGGCAUAUGAACUGUUCACCCCCAGUAGAAUUCUCCAACCCAGUAUUGAACACCCUCUAGAUUCUUCCAGGAAACUUUUUUUCAUGUUUGACACUGUACACAUUCUGAAAUGUAUCAGGAACAAUUGGCAGACAAAGAGAAGUAUUAAUAAAGUGUUACAGUUUCCUGAUAUGACUGGUCAUUCAGUAAUAUUGACAGCACAGUACAAGCAUUUGGAGCUGGUAUAUGAGAAAGAAAGAAACUCUUUAGUCAAAUAUGGCCACACACUAUCAGCUAGAGUACUGUAUCCAUCGUCUAUUCAAAAACAAAAUGUGAAAUUAGCUUUGAAAAUUUUCAAUGAUAAUAACAGUAGCUUUGAAACAUGCAACAAAGGAUAUGCCUAAUGUUACUGAGCACAUAAAUCAGACAGUGACUUUCCUUCAGGUAAUUGUGAACUGGUGGAAGAUUGUGAAUGUUAGAAGUGUAUUUGAAGGACAAAGAUCCAAUGAUCCUUACAGAGAAGCCAUCAGGAAGACAACAGACAAUCAGGUGACAUUUCUAAAUAAUCUGUGUCAUUGGCUAAAAGUUUGGAGAGUAUCUGUACCAAUGAGUGGUGCUUUAACAUCACAGACAUUCCAGUCUUUAAUAUUAACAACUGAAUCUUUUCUGCAGAUAAUUCCAUACUUAUUUGAGAAAUAUGACAUUGACUACAUAUUGCUAGGAAAAUUUCAAAGUGAUGAUUUAGAGGGCCGCUUUGGAUGCUACCGACAGUUGAGUGGGGCAAAUUACUACAUUAGUUACAUCCAAGUUUUAGAAAAUGAAAGAAAAUUAAGAUUAAAAAAUGAUGUACUGUUUGCAGCUCAAAAUGAUAAUGUGCACUUGAAACACAUAAUUCCUGCCCAACAGCAGCUAGACUGUAAUAUUGACAUUAGCAUUUUUUCUGAUAUUAUGGACAUCACCUUCGGUAUGGAUGAUGUUCCACCUAACAUGUUACCAAUUUUGACAUACAUAGGAGGUUAUGCAGCUAGGAAAGCCAUUCAGAAAUCUAAGUGUGACAAAUGUACUGAAUGGUUGCAGCUGAACAAAGAAGUUGAGGUAGAUUCUUCUUACAACUUCGUGAAGGAACUGGACAGGGGUAAACUGACUUUGCCUACAGAGACAGUAGUGAUCACAGUUGGAAUAGUGUGGCAUACAGUCUCUCUACUUGUGAAUGACUUUCUUCAGCAAUUUAUGUCGUGUGGUAAACAGCUUUCCAUUUCUCAGAAGAUAUGCAUGUCAAAAGUUGUGAAAGCAGUGGAUAAUGCUGAAUGUAUGUGUUUGCUUCACAACACAUUGUUAAGCAAACUGCAAUAUGUAUCACUCUGUGCCAACAGGAUACUCAUUAACAAUUUUGAGAAAAUGUAUAAUGAUAAGGCAAGUAAGUCCAAAGUAGAUUCAAGGAAAGUGAAGAAGCUUAGGACUGACACAUAAGUUCGAAGCCCUCUACACAGAUACCAUUUCUUUUUUUGUACUUCCUCAUGUUAUCAAGUUUCACAGAUAUCUCACUGUUCUUAUUGUACAAUUUUAUUUCAUUAUGUAUCACACUAUUUUUGAUUUUUACUUUGUUUUUCCUGUGGAGGUGUAAAUAGUGACCAGAUGUGGUUCCAUGCUUGUGAAAGCAACUGUUGGUUGGGUACUGGUCAAUAUUUUUCUUUAUGUAUCUCACUGUUUGAAAAUUGUAUUCACAUGGAACUGUCAGGAUAUCCAAGUUUUUAAACAGCACUCUCCAGUGAGCUCUCCAGUUACUGUUUAAUAUAAUAUGUAUAACCCUUUGUUUUAGUUGCAAGUGUUUCUAUAUUCUGCCCAUUUACCUCCUAGAAGGUUCAGUUUUGUGAUGAAAAUUUCCAUAUCACUGCUAGUAGAACGAUGUAUAUAUAAUAUGUUUAGGCUUUGGAACAUAUUUGUGUCCCAUAUAUUUAUGGCUGAUAUUUCUAUAUGUUUUUCUCCACUUAAUGAAAUAAUAUCAUUCUGGUCUUCAUACAUAAUGCCUUCCUUAACAUACAUGCAUUACCCACCAUCCCACAUAAAGGUUCAGCUAUACUGAAAUGCUAGAUUAUAAGAGUUUAAGCCAUUAAGACUUAUUUAAGGUGUGCUACAUCAAUCUUCUGUGAUGCAAACGAGGGAGUUGUCUGUAGUCUGUAGUUCCACUUGUAGUUGCUGGACUUUAUUUCUCAUGGACAGAAUAUUUUGAUGGAGGAUUAAGAAACCUUACCUUGAAGGUUUCUCUCUCUUUUUGUCCUUGACUAAAAAUCCUUUGGAUGAAGAGCAGGCAUGAUUUUCUGUUUCCACACAGUACUACAGUAUGUUGCUUCUAUUGGCUUCUCAUCCUUCAAAAGUGCUGUUGAUGUUGUUACUGCUGCUGAUGGUGAUGCUGCAGCUUCUGAUGUUGAUGAGGAUGAUGUUUUCAGUAACUUACAGAUAAUGCCAUGGAAACACCAUGGAUUGUCAGGAAUUUUAUUUCCUCUGUGAAGUAUGUUUAUUUUUUUUCUUUUGUCAUACUUGCAUCUCCACCCUCCCAUUCAGUUCAUUUCACAUAGUAGGAAAUAGAAUGUAACAGAUUCAAUUCCUCCUGUUAGAUUACUUGUGUCUAUUCAUGCUUUACUGAUAAUGAAAAGUGUAACAGGGCACACUAGCAGCCCACUUGAUUGCUUGAGCUUUCAUUUCUUUAUUUUUGUUCAGACUGCAAACAUUACACAGA